Molecule: messenger RNA, 2795 nt
Organism: Arachis duranensis
Lineage: Eukaryota; Viridiplantae; Streptophyta; Magnoliopsida; Fabales; Fabaceae
Product: pentatricopeptide repeat-containing protein At5g13270, chloroplastic
Exons: 2
Coding region: 325-2622 (765 amino acids)
Biological process (GO): RNA modification
Molecular function (GO): zinc ion binding; protein binding; RNA binding
Source: RefSeq, a predicted model, not a curated record
AGUAGUAGUUGAAGUAUGGAUAUUACUACUGUUAUUAAAUUAAAUUAAAUUAAAUAGGAAGUUUAGAAGGAAAUAUAUUGGAUUUGGUAGGGGGAAAAAAUGAGUAAAGCGAAUCAGAUGCAGACAAAUCCUAUAAACAUGGGCAGCCAAUAAUUAAAGCUUGUGUUGGUUUUGGAGCAGAUUUGGCAGAUUUCUCAUAUAUAACUGUUGCUGGGUGGGAUCCAACUUGUUAAUUUUCAGAUUGGAUUCUCUUAUUCUAUCUCACAAAAGUUGUACAAGGAUAGAUUGCUCCAAUCAAGGGGUAUACCAUUGCAAAUAGAGUACAUGUCUUCAAUAACUUGCUGGUGCUCUGGGCUAAUGUCCAAUUCUUCAACAGUAGUGGUAGCUAAUGAUAAAAGUAAGGAUCCGAGACCUGCUAGUUUCGUUCAAAUCCCUUCGUGGAUCUCCUUGAAAUGCAAUAAUUCAUCCUUGAGGACCCCUAAAGUUCAACAGGGCCAAGUUGAAAACUUGCAUUUGAUUUCUUUAGCCAAACAAGGGAUGCUUCAAGAAGUACAUGACUUUGUCAGAAGCAUGGAUGCAGCAGGCAUCUCGAUAAAUCCCCGGUCAUAUGAAUACCUCUUUAAAAUGUGUGGAACACUGAAUGCUUCAUCAGAUGGAAAAUUAUUUCACAAUAGACUUCAGAGAACGGGUAAUACCAAUAAGUUCAUUGACAAUUGCAUCCUUCAAAUGUAUUGUGAUUGCAGGUGUUUUGCAGCUGCAGAGAGAUUCUUUGAUGAAAUGAUUCAUCGAGAUAUGUCCUCUUGGCACACCCUCAUGUCUGCUUAUGUUGAGGAAGGGCUCAUAGAUGAAGCUAUUAGAUUGCUCUUGCGUAUGCUAGAUUUCGGAAUUAUGCCACCCGCAUCGAUCAUCAGUACUCUUAUAGGGUCCUUCACAUAUCCUUCAUCGUUAGGUCUUGGCAAGCAGAUUCAUUCUCAGCUGAUAAAGAUUGGAGUUAUUGCCAAUGAUUUGAUCGAGACCUCUAUCUCCAACAUGUACAUCAAGUGUGGCUGGUUGGAUGGUGCUGAAGUCGCUACCAAUAAGAUGGCUAGAAAAAAUGCUGUGGCUUGCACUGGGUUGAUGUUGGGCUAUACUCAAGCUGCAAGGAACAAAGAUGCUGUUUUAUUGUUUGCAAAAAUGAUAAGUGAAGAUGUAGAACUGGAUGAGUUUGUCUUUUCAAUAGUGCUUAAGGCGUGUGCUGCCUUAGGAGACUUAAACAUGGGAAGACAAAUUCAUAGCUACAGUGUGAAACUUGGAUUGGAGUCUGAGGUCUCGGUUGGAACUCCACUACUGGAUUUUUAUUUUAAAUGCGCCAGGUUUGAAGCUGCAUAUCAAGCUUUUGAGAGCAUACGUGAACCAAAUGAUUUUUCAUGGAGUGCUCUAAUUACUGGAUAUUGCCAAAAUGGUAAGUUUGACAAGGCACUUGAGAUUUUUAGAACACUCAGAAGUAAGGGAGUGUUAUUGAAUUCAUUCAUGUAUACCAGCAUCUUUCAAGCAUGCUCUUCUGUCUCAGAUUUGAUUUUCGGUUCGCAAGUUCAUGCAGAUGCAAUAAAAAAGGGGCUAGUUGCAUGCCUCUCUGGAGAGAGUGCUAUGAUCACUAUGUACUCAAAAUGCGGCAAAAUAGACUAUGCCCAUCAAACAUUUUUGGCUAUUGAUAAACCUGACAACAUUGCAUGGACUGCUAUAAUUUGUGCUCAUGCUUAUCAUGGCAGAGCUUCUGAAGCUCUGAGGCUUUUCAACAAGAUGCAGGAGUCGGGUGUAAGGCCAAAUGCUAUCACAUUCAUUGGUUUGUUAACAUCUUGUAGUCAUUCAGGUCUAGUUAGACAGGGAAAGAAGUUUUUGGAUUCAAUGAGUGACAAGUACAAUGUGGAUCCAACAAUUGAUCAUUACAACUGCAUGAUUGAUAUAUACUCUCGUGCUGGAUUACUGCAGGAGGCUCUUGAAAUGAUAAAGAGUCUGCCAUUUGAACCUGAUGUGUUGAGUUGGAAAAGCUUAUUAGGAGGUUGUUGGAGCCAUAGGAAUCUCAAGAUUGCGAUGAUUGCAGCCGAAAGGGUGCUUCAGCUGGAUCCAUUAGACACUGCUACUUAUGUGAUCAUGUUCAACUUAAAUGCUUUGCUUGGGAAGUGGGAUGAAGCAGCUAAAUUUAGAAAGAUGAUGGCUGAAAUGAACUUGAGAAAAGAAGUAAGUUGCAGCUGGAUUAUUGUGAAGCAUAAAGUCCAUCGUUUUGUGGUAGGUGAUAGACACCACCCUCAAACAGAGGAGAUAUACUCAAAAUUAAAACAGCUUGAUUUUGCUGUCAAAAAGGGUGAGGAGUGUCUUCUUAAUGAAGAGGACGCACUCUGUGACUUCAGUGAAAGGAAAGAGCAGUUACUUGAUCAUAGUGAGAGACUAGCUAUAGCUUAUGGUCUCAUAUGCAUCAAAGGUGACACCCCAAUUAUGGUCUUCAAGAAUACUCGAUCAUGCAGAGAUUGCCAUGAAUUUGCAAAAAGGGUCUCCAUGGUAACUGAUCGUGAAUUAAUUGUGAGAGAUGCCAAUAGGUUCCAUCAUAUAAAGGCUGGGGAAUGUUCUUGCCAUGAUUAUUGGUGAUUUCUGCACAAAUCUUGAAGAGAAACUAGCUUUGAUUUAGGAAUUUCUUUUUUAUUGCGGGAGCUACCUACAAUAUUGAAUACAAUUUUACUCAAUCAAGCAAACAAUGUAUCAUGUAAAUUUGUAAAUGGUGUUUUACCAUGAUUAAGAGAAUGUAUCUAUUGGAACGAAUU